Messenger RNA from Tympanuchus pallidicinctus (lesser prairie-chicken), 2245 nucleotides. It is a transcript of the gene STXBP1, whose product is annotated as syntaxin binding protein 1. NCBI's taxonomy places the organism in Eukaryota, Metazoa, Chordata, Aves, Galliformes, Phasianidae. The transcript is spliced from 20 exons. The record is from RefSeq and is a predicted model, not a curated record. Gene Ontology annotation, biological process: vesicle-mediated transport; neurotransmitter secretion; intracellular protein transport. The coding region runs from base 167 to 1978 and encodes 603 amino acids. Gene Ontology annotation, cellular component: secretory granule; plasma membrane. Gene Ontology annotation, molecular function: syntaxin binding.
CCCAGCCCCCUCCUCUCCCCAAAGCGGAGCCGAGGGGACAGGCGCUGGGGAGGCGGCGGAGCGCUGCGUUUACCGCUUUCUGCGUGUGUUUGGGGAUUCCUCUCCCCCCCCCCCCCCCCCCCCCGACGUCGUGCAUCGGUGAGGACCCCCCCUUCAGCGAGGCGACAUGGCUCCCAUCGGGCUGAAGGCUGUGGUCGGAGAAAAAAUUAUGCACGAUGUGAUCCGGAAGGUGAAGAAGAAGGGAGAAUGGAAGGUGCUGGUGGUGGACCAGCUCAGCAUGCGCAUGCUGUCCUCCUGCUGCAAAAUGACCGACAUCAUGACGGAGGGCAUCACAAUUGUGGAGGACAUCAACAAGCGCCGGGAGCCGCUGCCCAGCCUGGAGGCUGUCUAUCUUAUCACACCCUCUGAGAAGUCUGUCCACUCCCUCAUCAGUGACUUCAAGGACCCCCCCACCUCCAAGUACAGAGCAGCCCACGUCUUCUUCACCGACUCCUGCCCCGAUGCCCUGUUCAAUGAGCUGGUGAAGUCCCGUGCUGCCAAGGUCAUCAAGACCCUGACCGAGAUCAACAUUGCCUUCCUGCCCUCUGAGUCCCAGGUUUACUCCCUGGAUUCAGCAGACUCCUUCCAAAGCUUCUACAGUCCUCACAAGGCGCAGAUGAAGAACCCCAUCCUGGAGAGGCUGGCGGAGCAGAUUGCCACUCUGUGUGCCACACUGAAGGAGUACCCAGCCGUGCGGUACCGUGGGGACUACAAGGACAACGCCAUGCUGGCGCAGCUCAUCCAGGACAAGCUGGAUGCCUACAAGGCUGAUGACCCCACUAUGGGUGAGGGUCCGGACAAGGCUCGCUCCCAGCUCCUCAUCCUGGAUCGUGGCUUCGACCCCGCGUCCCCAGUGCUACACGAGCUGACCUUUCAGGCUAUGAGCUAUGACUUGCUGCCCAUCGAGAACGAUGUCUACAAAUAUGAGACAAGUGGCAUCGGGGAGGCGCGGGUGAAGGAGGUUCUCCUGGAUGAGGAUGAUGACCUCUGGGUCUCCCUGCGCCACAAGCACAUCGCCGAGGUGUCCCAGGAAGUGACCCGGUCCCUGAAGGAGUUCUCAUCAAGCAAGAGGAUGAACACAGGCGAUAAGACCACCAUGAGGGACCUGUCCCAGAUGCUGAAGAAGAUGCCACAGUACCAGAAGGAGCUCAGCAAGUACUCCACUCACCUGCACCUGGCUGAGGACUGCAUGAAGCACUACCAGGGCACGGUGGACAAGCUGUGCCGAGUGGAACAGGACCUGGCCAUGGGCACCGAUGCUGAAGGCGAGAAGAUCAAAGAUCCCAUGAGGGCCAUUGUCCCCAUCCUGCUGGAUGGGAACGUCAGCACCUAUGACAAGAUCCGCAUCAUCCUGCUCUACAUCUUCCUGAAGAAUGGUAUCACCGAGGAGAACCUGAACAAGCUGAUCCAGCACGCCCAGAUCCCGGCUGAAGACAGCGAGAUCAUCACCAACAUGGCCCACCUCGGGGUGCCCAUCAUCACAGACUCCACCCUGCGACGCCGGAGCAAGCCAGAGAGGAAGGAGCGGAUCAGCGAGCAGACUUACCAGCUGUCCCGGUGGACCCCUGUCAUUAAGGACAUCAUGGAGGAUGCCAUCGAGGACAAGCUGGACACCAAGCACUACCCGUACAUCUCCACCCGCUCCUCUGCCUCCUUCAGCACCACGGCUGUCAGUGCUCGCUACGGCCACUGGCACAAGAACAAGGCCCCCGGCGAGUACCGCAGCGGCCCCCGCCUCAUCAUCUUCAUCCUGGGGGGGGUGAGCAUGAACGAGAUGCGCUGCGCCUAUGAGGUGACGCAAGCCAGCGGCAAGUGGGAGGUGCUAAUAGGUUCUACUCACAUUCUCACUCCCACCAAAUUUCUCAUGGACCUGAGGCACCCCGACUUCAGGGACUCCACUAGGGUCUCAUUUGAGGAUCAGGCUCCAGCAAUGGAGUGAGCCCAAGCAACCAAGGUCCACGCACAUCCUCACCCCACAGAAGCUGCUGGACACGCUGAAGAAGCUCAAUAAAACAGAAGAGGAGAGCAGCAGUUAAAAGAAAAUGCCGCCAGACCCCUCCCCAACCCCGAUGCCGACUGUACCCCCAAUGGGCACCGGCCUGGGGCACCCCCCCGUCCCAUCCCUGUCCCCAUCCCGGCCCGGCCGAGCUUUCUCUUGUUGUGUUGAGCCCCUCUUCCCCCCCCUCCCACCCCCACCCCUCCAAAC